UCUGGCUCUCUCGCAACCGAUUCUGCAGUUUUCCACAGAACCGUAUCCAUUGGCUUCAAACCCUUUACAGUUCGACUAGACCCACACAGUAUCUUUACCGAGUAAUUUGCUGAUCAUGGAAGGAAUUCUCGAUUUCAGCCAGGACCUCGAUGUUACCCUGCUAGAUCGCGUCGUAACUUGCUUGUUCUCUGGAGGUCCCGAGCAUAAACAAGCACAGCAGGUUUUGACCCAGUUUCAAGACCACCCUGACUCUUGGCAAAGAGUUGAUCAAAUCCUCGAGAAAUCUCAGAGUUUGAACACUAAGUUCCUUGCAUUGCAAGUGCUCGAGAAGUUUAUACAAACCAGAUGGAAGGUGCUUCCCGCUGAUAAUCGUAAUGCAAUCCGAUACUUCAUUGUCAAUGUGAUUGUGAAAGUUUCAUCCGACGAAACGUCUCUUGUCCGCGAAAAGACGUAUCUUAACAAACUUAAUAUGGUUUUAGUGCAGAUCUUGAAGCAAGAGUGGCCUCAAAAUUGGCCGGCCUUCAUUCCUGAAAUCGUCGCCUCCAGCAAGACUAAUUUGUCAUUAUGUGAAAACAACAUGGCUAUUCUGAAGUUACUCAGUGAGGAAAUCUUUGACUUUUCUGCUGAGCAGAUGACUCAACAAAAGACAAACAACUUGAAGAACCAAAUGUGUGGCGAGUUUUCAGAAAUUUACCAGCUUUGCAAAGAAGUCCUUGACAGAGCACAAAAGCCCAGUUUAAUCAAGGCAACCUUACAAACAUUAUUGCGAUUCCUCAAUUGGAUUCCGCUCGGAUUCAUCUUCGAGACUGAUCUCAUUGAGACUCUCACCAAUCGAUUCUUUGAAGUAGCAGAGUUCCGUAAUGUUACUCUGAAAUGCUUAACUGAGAUUGGUUCUUUAGAAAUCCAGGAAACGUAUAACGAAAAACUUGUUGUUCUCUUCAACAUCGUCAUGGGCAACGUCAACACCAUGAUUCCUCCAAGCACUGAUAUUGCCGCUAUCUAUGAUGCUAGUAGUGACGAUGAUCAGGAGUUUAUCCAAAAUCUUGCCAUGUUCUUAACAAGCUUCCUUGGUGCACACUUAAAGACCAUUGAACAAGCAGGAAAUCACGAACUUCUAAUCAAUGCUCAUUUCUAUGUUAUCAAAAUCUCUCGAGUACCCGACAGAGAAAUCUGGAAGAUCUGUUUGGAGUACUGGUCAAAACUUGUCUUGGAACUUUACGAAGAAGUCCAAGCACUUCCAAUCAUGGACACUCCGGUUCUCAACCUUGGAGGAGCUGGAGCACCAGUCAACAAUUACAACUUGCGCAAACAUUUAUAUGCCGACAUUCUCUCCAACUUGCGACUAGUCAUGAUUGAACGUAUGGUCAAGCCCGAAGAAGUGCUGAUCGUUGAAAACGAUGAAGGAGAAAUCGUUCGUGAAUUCGUCAGAGAGAGCGAUACAAUUACAUUAUACAAGGCAAUGCGCGAAGCCUUGGUAUACCUUACUCAUUUAGAUGUCAUCGAUACUGAGGAAAUCAUGAAGACCAAGCUAGCACGGCAGAUGGAUGGCAGCGAAUGGUCAUGGAAUAACCUGAAUCAGCUCUGCUGGGCGAUUGGUUCCAUUUCUGGUGCUAUGAGCGAGGAGACAGAAAAGCGCUUCCUUGUCACCGUCAUCAAGGAUUUGUUGACUUUGACAGAAAUGAAGAGAGGAAAGGACAACAAGGCCGUUGUUGCUUCAAAUAUCAUGUACAUUGUCGGUCAAUACCCAAGAUUCCUCAAAGCUCAUUGGAAGUUUUUGAAGACUGUUGUCAACAAGCUAUUCGAGUUCAUGCACGAAACUCACGAAGGUGUUCAAGACAUGGCAUGCGACACUUUUAUCAAAAUUGCUCAAAAGUGCAAGCGACAUUUCGUUCUCCAACAAGCUGGCGAAGCCAUGCCAUUUAUUGAUGAGAUUUUAGAAACAAUCGACAAGAUUACUCGUGAUCUAUCUCCACAACAAAUACACACCUUUUAUGAAGCUGUUGGGUACAUGAUUUCAGCGCAACCUGUAAAGCAGACGCAAGAGAGACUCAUCGUCAAGUUUAUGGAGAUGCCCAAUCGUGCCUGGGAUGAUAUAAUGCAACAAGCUCGAUCCAAUGGCGACGUCCUUAACAAUCCAGAAAACAUCAAAAUCUUAGGCAACGUUCUCAAAACCAAUGUAGCUGCCUGCUCAUCUAUUGGGCAAGGCUACUUUGUUCAAUUAGGCAAGAUCUACUUUGAUCUAAUGGGUCUGUAUAAGGCUGUCAGCGAGUUGGUUUCAAAUACCGUAGCUCAACAAGGCGUGAUUGCUGCUAAAACACCCAAGGUUCGCGGUCUCCGAACUAUCAAGAAGGAAGUUCUGAAGUUGAUCGAUACCUACGUUAAAGUUGCGGACGAUAUCCAGGCCGUUAAGGAUAAUAUGAUACCGCCGUUGUUUGAAGCUGUUCUCAGUGACUACAAGGCCAACAUUGACGUUGCCAGGGAUGCCGAAGUUCUUAAUGUCAUGACUACCAUUGUCAAGAGACUUGGAGGCAUGCUCACAAACGAUAUCCCUACGAUACUCGAGUAUACCUUUGAGCCAACCUUGAAUAUGAUCAAUAAGGACUUUUCAGAGUACCCCGAACAUCGUGCAGGCUUUUAUAAUCUAUUGCGAGAAAUCAACCUGCAAUGUUUCCCAGCUCUCAUUCCCAUGCUUCCUAAAGUUCAGUUCAAGCUUAUUGUGGAUAGUAUUGUUUGGGGCUUCAAGCACACUAUGCGUGAGAUUGCCGACCUUGGACUCCAAAUCUGCCUAGAGCUUCUUGGCAACUUCAGCAAGACCGACGUUGACAUUGCUAGUGAAUUCUAUCGCCGAUACUACUUGAGUAUACUGCAGGAUGUCUUCUUCGUUCUCACUGAUACUGACCAUAAGAGUGGCUUCAAAUACCAGACAGAGGUCCUUGCACGACUCUUUCAACUUGUCCAAGAUGGCGAAAUCCACACACCGCUGUAUGAUCCAAGCAGUGUCCCAGACCCAGCCAUCUCGAAUGCAGUCUUCUUGCGCGAAUAUGUCACCAACUUGCUUCGAAACGCAUUCCCACAUUUGCAAGCCAAUCAAAUCAGCGUGUUUGUUAUGGGCAUGUUCCAGUAUAACAAUGAACCUCUCAAGUUCAAGCAGGAUGUUCGUGACUUCUUGAUCGAACUGAAAGAGUUCGCUGGAGAUACGUCAGACUUGUUCUUGGCUGAACGAGAAGCGGCACAGGAAUUGCUUAGGAAUGAGGAACGAGAAAAGUUGUUGGCAGUUCCAGGAUUGGUUAAGCCCAGUGAGCUUCCUGAUAACAACAUGGAGGACUAGAAUAAGGUUCUCUUCAACUCUAUAAAGAA
Molecule: messenger RNA, 3357 nt
Organism: Umbelopsis ramanniana AG
Lineage: Eukaryota; Fungi; Mucoromycota; Umbelopsidomycetes; Umbelopsidales; Umbelopsidaceae
Exons: 16
Coding region: 116-3328 (1070 amino acids)
Biological process (GO): ribosomal large subunit export from nucleus; ribosomal small subunit export from nucleus; protein export from nucleus
Cellular component (GO): nucleus; cytoplasm
Molecular function (GO): small GTPase binding; nuclear export signal receptor activity
Source: RefSeq, a predicted model, not a curated record